Molecule: messenger RNA, 3182 nt
Organism: Ooceraea biroi (clonal raider ant)
Lineage: Eukaryota; Metazoa; Arthropoda; Insecta; Hymenoptera; Formicidae
Product: Bardet-Biedl syndrome 2 protein homolog
Biological process (GO): non-motile cilium assembly
Cellular component (GO): ciliary basal body; motile cilium; BBSome
Molecular function (GO): protein binding
Source: RefSeq, a predicted model, not a curated record
AUUAAAUUAAAUAUCUUUGGACUAUGUAUAUCUCAUUGCGCUAAAUAACAUGAUGCAGUGAUACCGAUAAUGCGACAUAUUUACAGUCGCGUGGAAGGGGGGUUACUAUGUAUAUAGAACUGUGAAAAAUCAAUAUUCUCCAUCACCGUGCCAAUGGCAGAGGCACAACAUUAGCAGGGCGCGCUAUGACAAUGCCUGAUGCCUGCUCAGAAUGGCAGAGUUCUCGCUGAACAUACAAAAGCAUAUUAAAGCAGGCCUCGUUGUAAGUGGAAAAUUCGAUGGGUCACACGCGUGUCUCGCGGCCGCCACGCCUGGUGGGACCAUCCUGGUGCACAGUCCUCACAGGCAACCGUCGAUCAACCUCAACGAUCACAAGCAAUCCAGCAAAAGAUUGUCAUGGAGCGGAGAACUCGCAGAGCUUCAAAUUGGUACCGAGGUAAAAUCAUUGUGCGUCGGUCGUCUCGGAGAAGAUGAACGAGAUAUUCUCUUGGUCGGUACUAUUUCCCACGUGUUAGCUUACCACAUCGAGGACAACGCCGAUGUCUUUUACAAAGAGAUGUCGGACGGCGCGAAUUGUAUGAUUGUUGCGAAAGUUGGGUGGGUACCGAAUUACGUUGUGGUAGUAGGUGGCAACUGCUCGGUGACUCUCUUAGACGCGCAGGGUACAGAAAUCUUUUGGACAGUGAUGGGAGGUAUUGUCACUUCACUAGCGGUCUUUGAUUUCGACGGGGAUGGAGAGAAUGAGCUACUGAGUGGUACAACAGACUUUGAAAUUAGAGUGCAAAAGGAAGAUACCACACUCUGGGAAACCAAAGAAACGGGAGGGAUCGUUGCCCUCACUGAACUCCCGCACAGACAGUUUGCUUACGCGAUUGAAAAUGGGACGAUCGGCGUCUACGCAGCAGGACAAAGAUUGUGGCGGUUGAAGUCCAAGCACAAAAUAGUGUCCAUCGGAACUUUCGACAUUAACGGUGACGGCGUGCCAGAGUUGGUCACCGGUUACAGCAGCGGGAAAUUGGAUGCGAGGACGUUCAGCACCGGUGAAGUCAUGUUUAAGAUUCAACUGCUCUCCGGUGUAGCGGGCAUAGUGGAAGCUGAUUACCGAAGAACGGGUAAACCCGACUUGGUAAUAGUCUCUACCAAUGGUGAAGUGCGCGGAUACAGCGCGGGUUCCGCGAUGCAAACACCUGAACCCGGCGAGAUGAUACGCGAUUUACUGGCCAAGAAACAGGCGCUGCAGAUGGAAUUGCGUCAAAGGGCUGCGACAGGUUCCAGCAUGUAUUACGGAUCCAGAUUAGCCGUCAGCUUGAUGACCAACAGGAGCGCAGCCCGGAUUGCGUUCGCUGCCGGACCUGGGCUUCUGGUGCAUUGCGCCAUCGUAUUCGCUGAGGGUGUUUUCGAGGGUGAGACACUGGUCACGCAUCCCAACCGGCCACAGGGAGAGCUAGAAAUCGCACUCUAUCCUACCAAGAACGAUCCCGUGGAUAUCUUCGUCAAAGUGUACGUCGGGCCUCCCAGCACCGACCUGUUGCAGGUCUUCGAAAUCACACGGCAGUUGCCAAGAUUCUGCAUGUACGAGUUCAUCCCGAAGCCGCAGCCUAUCCCGGAGGAAUUAUUGAGCAAUGGCGUCGUGGCGGAGGUCGCAGAAAGACCGCAGCGCAUCGCCAUUUGGUUGAACCAGAGUCUCAUCUUGAGCGAGGAACUGGAGGUGCCGGAGGGUGGUUCAGACGCCGGAUGUAUCGAAGUGUGGCUUCGUGGGAUGCGGGACGACAAAGUGCACUGCUUCAAGUCAAACAACAGUGGAAAGGUGACGAUCCAAACGAACGAUGAAACGUUCGCCGGCGAUAUUAUCCAGUCUCUCGCUAUGUACUUGGGCGUCAGAGAGUUGAGCUCGGAGGCCACCUUCCCGGCGGAAGAGAGUAAAAUGCUGGAAGCGUUGGAGCGUGUCAAAGGUCUGAAAGAGGUCGAUGCACGACUCCAGGCGGAAGCUGCAGGAGGUUCCACUCUUCUGAAGAACAUUGUGGUUCGCUUGGAGGACGCUCGGAUUCUGGAGAACAUCGACGACAUGCGGAAGAGACUGAUGCAGCUGAAGAACAUCAACGGUGAUUUAAUCCGGGAGCAUGAGAUCCGAGUGAAUAGCCAUCGGGAGCUCGCGGCCAGUCUAAAAGAAUUGAAUGUUGGUGUCCAGCGCGCGGCGAGACUCAGAGUCGGGAAAGCUGCAUCCAACGCAGUAGCUCGUUGCAGAGCGGCGAUCCAAGAUGAAAAUCCGAAAGCUCUUGCGCUCGCGAUAAGACACGGCUAGCCAAACUGUAGAACGUCCAUCCAUCCGCAAGACACUUGUCACGCAAUACAAUCACAUGGAUUCUGCAACUGCACCAUGAUUCUUCUUGAGCAAAUCUACAAUAAAUUUCCACGGGCGGAAAUGCUAAAUCUUCUUGAUGGUGGUAGGGGUGAUGGUCGGCGAAGAGUGUUUAUGGUACCAUCUGUGCAGGCCCUCAGUCUGAAAGGUCCUGCCGAGUAUCCUGGACUGCCGGGCAGUUCGGCCAACAAUCGUAAUAUGUUCAUGAAUAUGACCAUGACCUGUUAAAUGAAAAUAUUCGUAAAUCACAAUCGCCGUUUACAUAAAAUAUGAAAGAAUAGUUAUCAGUUGUUUCACUGAAUCAGUUUUUUGCAGAUAUCAUCAACGCUGUGAGAACAUGAUCAAUCAUGUGAUAUCUUUGUGUUUUCUCUUGAUUUAGAGCUUAUCUGCUACACGUGUGAAACUAAUCACUUUUUAUCUGCCGUCAUACAUCAUUUAUAUAGACAAUGUCGAAAAUAGGAAAUAAACAUGUUUUUAUUCUUGAACUUCAUCUGAAUUAGUUUUCUCAGAAACUAGAUUUACUUCAGUUGCUUAUAACUCUGGUAUUCUUAGCCAAUCCAGGCCGAGUCGUCAUUACAAUAUAGAUAAACGCACGAAAAUGUUCUUGCUCGUAUCGCCUCGCGUGCCUUGAGAACUAGUGUAUAGAUUUUGUUUGUGGCCUCGCGAUCACGCGUAAAUGCCAUGACUGCGGAGUAAACAAUCGUUUAGAAUAAUAAUCUUCUCUAUGAUUAGCUGAUAAACCUUCAGAUAUUUUGUCCGUCUAUAAUUCUUUCGAAAUAAUUAUUUUUAGAACAAUGUCUCUUUUAAUAAACGAUAAACAAGA